This is a messenger RNA of Hyaloscypha bicolor E, 1449 nucleotides long. RefSeq names its product putative centromere/microtubule-binding protein cbf5. NCBI's taxonomy places the organism in Eukaryota, Fungi, Ascomycota, Leotiomycetes, Helotiales, Hyaloscyphaceae. Gene Ontology annotation, biological process: rRNA pseudouridine synthesis; mRNA pseudouridine synthesis; snRNA pseudouridine synthesis. The transcript has 4 exons. The record is from RefSeq and is a predicted model, not a curated record. Gene Ontology annotation, cellular component: box H/ACA snoRNP complex. Bases 1 to 1449 code for a protein of 482 amino acids. Gene Ontology annotation, molecular function: pseudouridine synthase activity; RNA binding.
AUGGCUAUGGUUGUGGCGCAAAAAGAAAUCGAUUAUACCAUCAAGCCUGAAGCUGUGACUCCAACGGUCGAUACCAGCUCAUGGCCUCUGCUGCUCAAGAACUAUAACAAUUUACUUGUUCGCACUGGUCACUUUACGCCCAUUCCCAAUGGCUGCACACCUCUCAAGCGGGAUCUCAAGUCGUACAUCAGCUCUGGUGUUAUAAACCUCGACAAGCCCUCGAACCCUUCCAGUCACGAAGUCGUUGCAUGGGUGAAGCGUAUGCUCAGAGUUGAGAAGACUGGCCACAGCGGUACCCUCGAUCCAAAAGUGACGGGAUGCUUGAUCGUUUGUAUCGACCGUGCAACAAGACUGGUAAAAUCGCAACAAGGAGCAGGAAAGGAGUAUGUGUGCGUUAUCCGAUUACACGAUAAGCUUCCCGGAGGAGAGGCACAAUUCGCACGAGCUCUUGAGACAUUGACGGGUGCCCUGUUCCAACGACCACCUUUGAUCUCGGCCGUCAAGCGGCAAUUGCGUAUCCGAACUAUUCACGAGAGCAAGCUAUACGAAUUCGACAAUGAUAGACACUUGGGCGUUUUCUGGGUCAGCUGUGAAGCAGGAACAUAUAUCAGAACGCUUUGUGUUCAUUUGGGACUGCUCUUGGGCGUUGGAGCUCACAUGCAGGAACUGCGACGAGUGCGAAGUGGUGCUAUGGAUGAGACGAAGGAUAUGGUCACACUGCAUGAUGUGUUGGAUGCACAAUGGAUGCAGGAUAAUACUCGGGACGAGUCGUAUCUUCGGAGAGUGAUCGCACCUUUGGAGACGCUUCUUACCACAUACAAGCGAAUUGUGGUCAAGGACAGUGCGGUCAAUGCAGUAUGCUAUGGAGCUAAGUUGAUGAUUCCAGGUCUGCUUCGAUAUGAGGCGGGUAUCGAAGUUCAUGAGGAAGUUGUUCUGAUGACGACGAAGGGAGAAGCGAUUGCUCUUGGCAUCGCACAAAUGUCGACCGUUGAGCUCUCAACAUGUGACCACGGAGUAGUGGCCAAGGUCAAGCGUUGUAUCAUGGAGCGUGAUCUCUAUCCAAGAAGAUGGGGUCUCGGCCCAGUUGCCUUGGAAAAGAAGAAGAUGAAGGCCGAUGGUAAACUUGACAAAUACGGCAGACCAAAUGAGGCUACACCUGCGAAGUGGAACACAGAGUAUAAGGACUUCAAUGCUCCGCUAGAGGGCUCGGCUCCAGCUCCUGUUGCUGAGAUUCCUUCCAGUGCUCUGACCCUCCCUGCCAUUGAGUCUCCCGAAGCCGACGCCGACGUGUCCAUGGUCAGCAACGGGGUCAAAGACAAAAAGAGAAAGCGCCAUGAAGGCGAGACAGCAGAGGAGAAGGCAGAGAGAAAGCGAAAGAAGAAAGAGAAAAAGGAGAAGAAAGCGAAGAAGGAAGGUAAGAAGGUUGAGGAGAGUGAUGACAGCGAAUAA